Aspergillus mulundensis is the source of this 720-nucleotide messenger RNA. Its product is annotated as clathrin light chain CLC1. The transcript is spliced from 4 exons. Bases 1 to 720 code for a protein of 239 amino acids. Gene Ontology annotation, molecular function: clathrin heavy chain binding; structural molecule activity. The record is from RefSeq and is a predicted model, not a curated record. Gene Ontology annotation, biological process: intracellular protein transport; clathrin-dependent endocytosis; clathrin coat assembly. Gene Ontology annotation, cellular component: plasma membrane; clathrin coat of trans-Golgi network vesicle; clathrin coat of coated pit. NCBI's taxonomy places the organism in Eukaryota, Fungi, Ascomycota, Eurotiomycetes, Eurotiales, Aspergillaceae.
AUGGCCGACCGCUUCCCUUCCUUGGAGGACUUCUCUGCGGGGCAGACCGAAGCUAUCGAAACCAACGGCACAGACGAGAACGACUUUCUAGCUCGUGAGCGAGCCCUCCUCGGCGACGAUGCCGACCAAUUCGCAACCGCCCAGGACGUCACUUCCGCAGAUGUGAACAAUGACGAACUACUGGGAGGUGCGGACGAUGAAGCCGGCGCUGGACCGGAGAUCUCGGGCUUUGAAUCUUCAUUCCCCGCCAUUGACACACAAAACGAGCAAGUUGCUCCUGGCGGCACAAUCACCGGAACCGGUGCGCCUUUCCCGCCAACCGGCUAUUCGAGCUACCAGGCUCCCGAGGAGGAGGCCGAACCUGUCAGGGAAUGGCGCGAGAAGCGAGAUGCGGACAUCGCACGUCGGGCGGAACUCUCGAACGAGAAGAAGGAGGCGACUAUAAAAAAGGCCCAGGAGGACAUCGACGACUUCUACGUAUCGUAUAACAACAAGACGGACAAGCUUCGGGCUCAGACCGCCGCCGAGGCGGAGCAGUUCCUCGCAAACCGCGAAGACACAUCGGCCGGAGGAACAAGCUGGGAGCGUAUCGCGAAGCUCGUGGACGUGUCUGGAAAGGGCACCAGGGGCGGUGCGAACGGUUCAGGCAAGGAACGUUUCCGCGAGUUGCUGCUGAGUCUCAAGAAGGAUGAGAAGGCGCCCGGUGCUAGCGGGGUUUGA